This is a messenger RNA of Anopheles nili, 441 nucleotides long. RefSeq names its product collectin-10-like. NCBI's taxonomy places the organism in Eukaryota, Metazoa, Arthropoda, Insecta, Diptera, Culicidae. Bases 1 to 441 code for a protein of 146 amino acids. The record is from RefSeq and is a predicted model, not a curated record. The transcript has 2 exons.
AUGAUCUUCAAGAUCCUUUGCGUUUCGCUGUGCGUGGCGUUGCUUGCCAGCCAGGCUCAUGGUUUCAACGAGUAUGUAGCGUACAAGAAAGACCUGUCGUUCUUCAAGGCGUGGCAAACCUGUCGCCUGCAAGGUGGAAAUAUAGCAUCGAUCACAUCUGACGCAGAGAACGAUCGUGUGAAGGCGGCGAUAACGGCAAAAGGAUCACUAUCCGACAAAUGGUACAUCGGUGCGACGGAUAUUGGCUACGAGGGUCGUUUCUUUUGGAUUGGAUUGAACAUGGAACUGUUAUCAACUUCGUAUGCCAACUACGACACGGGUAAACCUAGUGCCUCUUCAGGCAGCGAUGAUUGCCUGGUGAUGUCAACCGGUGGCAAGUGGAGCGAUGUCGGAUGCGAUGGAGUUACCGGAUACGUGUGCGCGUACAAAAGCAUCCACUAA